ACACCGCCACCUACCACAGGUUCAGGAUGAAGUUGCAGUUGGCGGUAUUGUUGGCGGGCGUUUCUCUGGCGGUGGCGGGACCACUCCACGAGCCUUCACGAGACACCCACGGGGCGCAGGUACUUAGGGUGAAGGUGACGGACCUCGCGGACCUGAGGUACUUUGCGUACCUGCAAUCGCAUACCACACUGGACUUCUGGACUGAGCCGCGUGCCCUGGGCGAAAUCGACAUCAUGGCCCGGCGUUGGGACCUGCCGAUGUUGAAGGCGGUGAUUCAGCAGCGUAAACUGCAGUACAGUGUACACAUCGCCGACGUCCACCGCCACCUCGAUGACCUGAAGGAGAGGCACCUGCAGGCCCGGACCAAGGCUGGGGACGCCAGGCUGUCGUGGGACGCCUACUACAACUAUGACGAGAUCAAUGCGUGGCUGGACAGUUUGGCCGCCGAUUACCCGUCCAUUGCGACCGUAACGGACGUGGGCACGUCUUACGAAGGACGUACCAUGAAGCUCCUUAAGCUGUCCACCGGAGGGACCGGCAAAGAUGCCAUCUUCACUGACGGCGGUAUCCACGCCAGAGAGUGGAUCGCCCCUGCCACAGUGACGUACUUCAUCCAGCAACUGGUGGCUGGUGAUGGCGUCGGUCUGCUGGACUCGGUGGAUUUCUACUUCAUGCCAGUCAUCAACCCUGAUGGUUAUGCAUACACCUUCACUGACGACCGUCUGUGGCGCAAGACGCGUUCCCCCAACGCCGGGAGCCCCUGCGUGGGCACGGACCCCAACAGGAACUGGAGCUUCCACUGGAUGGAGGGUGGGGACUCGCUGGCCAGAGCAGCGGUGGCCGCCCUCACGGCCGUCCACGGCACGCAGUACGAAGUCGGCUCCUCGACCAACACCAUCUACAUCGCUGCUGGAGGCUCUGAUGACUGGGCCCUCGGUGUAGGAGGGUCUGAGUACGCAUACACCAUCGAGCUCAGGGACCAGGGGCUUUACGGGUUCGAACUCCCGGAGAGAUUAAUAAUUCCUACGGCCGAGGAGACGUGGGAAGGGUUCAAGGUGGUUGCCCAGUUCAUUGCCGACAACCCCUCGACAAAAUAGAGUAAUAUUGCGUAUUUUUCUCGUGAAAUUUCGGAGUUCCGAAGUGCGAUCUUCAAAAACUGGUCUAUUCAAAUAAUGUCGACCCAUAUACCAUAUACCAUUAGAUAUACCAUAUAUCAUAUACUAUAUACCAUAU
This is a messenger RNA of Hyalella azteca, 1233 nucleotides long. Its product is annotated as carboxypeptidase B-like. The transcript is spliced from 9 exons. Gene Ontology annotation, biological process: proteolysis. Gene Ontology annotation, molecular function: zinc ion binding; metallocarboxypeptidase activity. Lineage: Eukaryota; Metazoa; Arthropoda; Malacostraca; Amphipoda; Hyalellidae. The record is from RefSeq and is a predicted model, not a curated record. The coding region runs from base 27 to 1097 and encodes 356 amino acids.